This is a messenger RNA of Rhododendron vialii, 2142 nucleotides long. RefSeq names its product polyphenol oxidase, chloroplastic-like. Lineage: Eukaryota; Viridiplantae; Streptophyta; Magnoliopsida; Ericales; Ericaceae. Gene Ontology annotation, biological process: pigment biosynthetic process. The record is from RefSeq and is a predicted model, not a curated record. Bases 33 to 1826 code for a protein of 597 amino acids. Gene Ontology annotation, molecular function: catechol oxidase activity. The transcript has 3 exons.
UCUUAUGUUUUGGUUAAACCAAAACCAAAAACAUGGCUUCUCUCCCCCCUCCCACCACGACGGCCGCCUCCUCGGCCACUGCCACCACCUCUUCCACCCUCUUUUCUUCUCUUUUUAUCAAGAAAACAUUGCAAGUUCCCACCAUUACUAGAAACCACAAGUAUUCCUUUAAGGUCUCAUGCAAAUUAACCAAAGACAAUGAGACAAAUGGAGAGAUUUCCCAAGGGAAGUUUGAUAGGAGGGAUGUGCUUAUCGGGUUGGGCGGGCUAUACGGUGCCGCGGGUUUGGUAGCUGACCCGUUAGCACUUGCUGCUCCGAUUUCUGCCCCAAAUAUCAACACAUGUGGGGCGGCGGACUUGCCCGCUGGGGCAAGGCAGACAAACUGUUGCCCGCCCAAGUCAACCCAGAUCGUCGAUUUCAAGUUCCCUCCGCUGCCAAAUGCUAUGAGGGUUCGACCCGCUGCCCAUUUAGCCGAUGCGAACUACGUAGCUAAGUUCAACAAAGCCCUUCAACUCAUGAGGGACUUGCCCGACUCCGACCCGCGUAGCUUCAAACAACAAGCUGCAAUCCACUGUGCGUAUUGCGAUGGAGCUUAUCAUCAAGUCGGGUUUCCGAAUCUGGAUCUUCAAGUGCAUGGUGGAUGGCUCUUUUUCCCCUUCCAUAGGUGGUACCUUUAUUUCUUUGAAAGGAUUUUGGGAAAAUUGAUUGAUGACCCGACUUUCACUAUGCCAUUUUGGAACUGGGACUCUCCUGCCGGCAUGAAAAUGCCCGGUUUAUACACCAGCCCGAAAUCGCCCUUCUACGACGCGCUUCGCGACGCGAACCACCAACCGCCCACCGUGAUCGACCUCGACUACAACGGGAAGGACACGAGCGAAACGGAUCAAGCAAAAAUAAGCAGCAACCUCAAUGUCAUGUACAGGCAAGUGGUGUCCAGUGGGAAGACACCUUCGCUUUUCAUGGGGAGCGCUUACCGGGCGGGCGAUGACCCGGAUCCUGGAGCCGGGUCACUCGAGAAUAUUCCUCAUGGGCCAGUUCAUAUAUGGUGCGGCGAUCCGAACCAGCCCAAUUUGGAGGAUAUGGGCAAUUUCUAUUCUGCCGGGUUUGACCCGAUUUUCUUUGCCCAUCACUCGAAUGUGGAUCGGAUGUGGUCCAUAUGGAAAACCCUUGGAGGAAAACGGCAGGAUUUUACGGAUCCAGAUUGGUUAAAUUCCAGCUUCGUCUUCUACGACGAGAAUGCUAAUCUCACAAGAGUGCAAGUCAAAGACUGUCUAGACACCACGAAGCUCGGUUACGUUUACCAAGAUGUGGACAUCCCCUGGCUCACCACCAAGCCCACACCCCGUACCUCCUCGAUCUUUAAAAAGGUCAAGAACGCCGUGUCCGCCAUCGGAGCGGCGAAGGCGGCGGAAGAAGUGCCCUCCGCCGCCGUGGUGUUCCCCGGGAAGCUCGACAAGACGGUGAAAGUGAUCGUGCCGAGGCCGAGGAAGUCGAGGAGCAAGAAGGAGAAGGAGGACGAGGAGGAGGUGCUGGUGAUCGAAGGGAUAGAGGUGUCUAGAGACGUCUUCGUGAAGUUCGACGUCUUUAUCAAUGACGAGGAUGAGACGACGAGUGGGCCCCACAGGACGGAGUUCGCGGGUAGCUUCGUGAACGUGCCGCACAAGCACAAGCAUCAUACGAAGAUCAAGACUAGGUUGAGGCUGGGGAUAAGUGAGCUCUUGGAGGAGUUGGGAGCUGAAGAUGAUGAGAAUGUGUUGGUGACCUUGGUGCCAAAGAUUGGGGCUGGGGAUGUGUCCAUUGAUGGGGUCAGGAUUGAGUUUGAUUAAAAAUAAAUAAAGAACAGUUAUUUGGACCUCCGCACCUCUUUUCUUUUCAAAUCCUGACGGUGUUUCACUCGAUAGUUCUGGUCGAAAAACAAGACAACCGAAUAAAAGUGGGACACACCAGCUGAUCGGAAAUAGUUAUGGUUUGUCCAUGAUUUCCACACCUUUUGUUUGUAAUGUUUUGUUCUCCUUUUUUUCUUUUCAAUUCCUGCAUUUUUUUUUGUUUUCGCAUUUUCAAUCUCUUUUUCUUUCUUUCUGUAAAAGAGACUUCAGAUGUAUGACAAUAAACAAGCUCCUGUUAUGUUUUCCUUUGGUAAAA